Messenger RNA from Bemisia tabaci, 1052 nucleotides. RefSeq lists its product as uncharacterized. Gene Ontology annotation, cellular component: transcription regulator complex; nucleus. Lineage: Eukaryota; Metazoa; Arthropoda; Insecta; Hemiptera; Aleyrodidae. Gene Ontology annotation, molecular function: DNA binding. Gene Ontology annotation, biological process: regulation of transcription by RNA polymerase II. The record is from RefSeq and is a predicted model, not a curated record.
UCGGCAGCUGUCGGAACUAGUCUGGCCUCAGCCUGAGCCUACACAGCACGUGACAGUUUUUUUUUUAUCACCGCGGCAAAACACCAUAACAAAGAGGAGUCGUUGUGAACUGGUGAACUCAUUUCCUAUCGCAUGAAAUCGAACAUCGAAAUGGUGGACAGAAGUGUGUUGAUCGGACUGGUGCGUCAGCGAUCGUCGCUGUGGGACCCGCAGGACCGACAUUACCGGAGCCGCGAAAUGCGGACCCGACUGUGGGACGACGUCGGACAAGAACUCGGCGUCACCGGAGAAAUCGCUCGGAAAAACUGGGAGAUCCUGCGGGACAUAUUCCGAAGAAAGUCCAAGGACAUCGAAACCUUCAAAUCGCGAGUCAUCUCAGAGGGGAAUCCGGCGCUGAGGCCGGUCUCCAGGUGGAUCUACUUCGACGAGAUGAGCUUCUUGGCGGACGUCAUGAGACCGAGACCGCAGAAGAACCCCCAGGCAGAAGAGGGGGGAUCGCCCGACGACUGCGAGCAAGACGACGAUGACGAGGAGGUGGACACGAGACAGCGGGAGAGUGGAGGUCGCAGCGAUCUCCAGUGUCUCACGUGCAGCGGCGGCAAGAAGAAGAGAAGAUUAAGUGCGAAAAAACGCAAGUCUCAAAACUUGAGCAAAAGCAGGGAGGAAGAGGACGACGACAUGAUGUUCUUCAGGAGUCUGCUGCCGUACAUGAAGAAACUGGGGCUGCUGCAGAGGAUGAAGCUGAGGGCGACGAUACUGGACAACGUCGUCGCUGCGAUCGAGACAAGCGAGGAGUCCGGGUCCAAGUCGGCUCUGGUGCCUCUGGCUCGAGAGGCACCCUCCGACGACCAGGACCAGGUCGCCUAGCCGAAAAUCCUGGACGAAGUCGACAAAGAGGUUCGAAGAAGUCAGAGAACGGCAAAGAAUCCCCAGAAUCGGUAAGGAUCGACGAAACUUCCGGCCGAAUCUUAGAGCGCCAGCGGGCCGAUUAUUCAAAUUGAUCGACAUGCUACAGACAAAGAAGACAUAGGGAGUAUGGAGCGAUCUUAUUG